Dromaius novaehollandiae (emu) is the source of this 2371-nucleotide messenger RNA. It is a transcript of the gene SMYD3, whose product is annotated as SET and MYND domain containing 3. The transcript is spliced from 13 exons. Lineage: Eukaryota; Metazoa; Chordata; Aves; Casuariiformes; Dromaiidae. Gene Ontology annotation, molecular function: protein binding; histone methyltransferase activity. The record is from RefSeq and is a predicted model, not a curated record. Gene Ontology annotation, cellular component: nucleus. Bases 79 to 1458 code for a protein of 459 amino acids.
CGCUAAGAUGGCGGCGACGGCGCCGCGUCACGUGACGCCGCGCGAGAAACGGCCGCGGCGCCGCGGGCGGGAAGCGCGAUGGAGCCGGCGGCGCUGGAGAAGUUCUCGAGCCCGGGCAAGGGCGGCGGCCUCCGCUGCCGCCGGCGGCUGCGGCCCGGUGAGCUGCUCUACCGGGCCGAGCCCUUCGCCUACGUCGUCACCAAGGAGCAGCUGGGCGGCGUCUGCGACUGCUGCCUGCGCAGGAAUGAACAUCUGCACAGAUGCUCUCAGUGCAAGGUUGCUAAAUACUGUGGUAAAUCCUGUCAGCUAAGAGGCAGAGACCUGUUGCAAACAGUGAGGAAAAGGUGCAAGAUGAAGAAAACGGCGAGAACCCAGAACAUCAUAGAUAUAUUCUUACAUAAAGAAGCUUGGCAGGACCACAAGCAGGAAUGCAAGUGUCUUAAGAGCAUUGAGCCCAAUUUUCCUCCAGACUCCGUCAGGCUUGCUGGCAGGAUUGUUUUUAAACUGCUUAGACAAUCAGCAUGCCUUUCAGAGAAACUCUACUCUUUUUCUGAUCUUCAGUCAAAUACUGAACAACUAAGUGAGGAAAUGAAAGAGGGCCUCAGGCACCUUGCACAGACACUGCAACUGUAUCUGAAAGCGGAGAUCCGGGAUGCCUCUCAGCUGCCACCUGCAAUUGACUUUUUUCAGAUCUUCACAAAAGUGACUUGUAACUGUUUCACCAUCAGUAAUGGAGAGAUGCAGGAUGUUGGUGUUGGCCUUUAUCCCAGCAUGUCUUUACUGAAUCACAGUUGUGACCCAAACUGUGUGAUCGUUUUUGAAGGAUACCAGCUUUUACUUCGCUCCAUCCGAGAGAUCCAGAUUGGUGAAGAGCUCACCAUCAGCUAUAUUGAAUCACUGAUGCCCACCAGUGAACGCCAAAAGCACCUGAUGCGCCAGUACUGCUUUGAAUGUGACUGUCUUCUCUGCCAGAAUCAAGACAAGGAUGCUGAGAAACUUGCAGGUGAAGAGCAUGCCUGGAAAGAAGUCAAAGAUGCUGUAAAUAGAGUGAGAUAUCCAAAAACAAAAGAAGAGUGGGAGCAGGUUCUGGCAAGAUGCCAGAAUCUCUUAAGCAGCAAUGCAGGUCGCCUUCCAGACACAAAUAUCUAUCAGCUGAAAAUGCUUGACUGUGCCAUGGAUGCCUGUAUUAACCUUGGAUCCUGGGAAAAAGCUUUGAAUUAUGGCAGCAGGACUCUCGGACCGUACAGACUGUAUUAUCCUGGUUUUCAUCCACUGAGGGCUGUCCAGCUGAUGCGAGUGGGCAAGCUGCAGUAUAGUCAAGACAUGUUCCCUCAAGCCCUGGAGACCUUGAAACAGGCCUAUAACAUUAUGAAGGUGACCCAUGGAGCAGAUCACAGCCUGAUGCAAGCUUUGAUGGAACUAAAGGAACAGUGUGAGGCUGUCAUGAGAGUGCAAUGAAGAAAAGCUGCAGUCUGGAAAACAAGAUAUUCAAGGGAAAAGGAAAGCCAAUGCUUUUUAUUGCGUUGGAUAGCUUCUUAUUGAUUUUGGAGUCUUUUCAUCAGGUCCUACUUGCUUUACAGAAAUGUGUAAUGUUUAUUAGUUUUACUGUAUGAUCUUCAGAACUGAAUUCAUGUUUUGAGAAAUAUCUGCCACUUUCAGAAGGAUUUUAACUUCUGAAAGGCACACUGGCAGUGGGUAAGUCUUAAUAUUUCAUCAUAAUACAUGCUGGUGAUAAAAACACACACACACAUAUGGACGGGAAUACUCAUAUUCUUUUUUGUUCAAUAACCAAAACCUCUGAUGCAAAUACCUCUGAAUAUAGGGAAAAAGAUUAGACUUGAAUUCCAAUGUGAUACUUGGCUAAACUUCCUACUGAGCUUCUCCCAUGCUCUUUUACGUAUGGAUUUCUCUAUCUGCACUAGCUAUGGAAUUAUCAUGAAGUCUCACCUUACCAGAUGUCUUAUGUCUCAAUUUACUAGGAAACAUGUUAAGGUUUUUUUUUUUUUUUUUUUUAACCAAAUUCCUUAUCGGUGAAUUGAUAAUAAAUAUUGCAAAGCAUAUGCUAGAUCCUCAUCUGUUGAGAAGUGGAAUAAUUCCACUGAGAUCAGCAGUCAAUUUUUUAUGUCAGUUUACAGCAAGAUUGAGAGAGAGAGAGAGGGAGAACAUAUUUCUUCCUUUUGACUUCCUAUUAGGUGUUUUUUCCAAAAGCCUGAUCCAGUACUCUUUGAUAUCAAAUAAAAGCUUUCCAAUGCUUUAAAUGAGAUUUUCAUCCCUCCUAGCUUACCUGCAGGGCCCUGGCCCUCUUCUUCUUGCAUCUCAUGUUAUAACAGAAAGUUCUAAUAUUGAAUAUUAAAAUGGACUGAAUGAAAAA